Messenger RNA from Hippoglossus stenolepis (Pacific halibut), 2439 nucleotides. RefSeq names its product ras and EF-hand domain-containing protein (gene rasef2). The coding region runs from base 270 to 2270 and encodes 666 amino acids. The transcript is spliced from 17 exons. The record is from RefSeq and is a predicted model, not a curated record. Gene Ontology annotation, molecular function: GTP binding; GTPase activity; calcium ion binding. Lineage: Eukaryota; Metazoa; Chordata; Actinopteri; Pleuronectiformes; Pleuronectidae.
ACACCUACAAAACAAACAGAGGAGAGCACCUGAGGUGUUUCUACUGCAGCUCCAUGCAUUUAUUAUCACCAUGAUAUACAUCGAUCUAUAGCAACAGGAGCUGCUUCGCUGGGUCCAUUGAUAAAAACCCGCCCACACCGACACCUGGACCAAUGGGCGGAUCUUAAACUCACACUUGUGUUCGGGCAGAGGACCUGAGUCCGUCCACAGGAGGAGCUGCGUUAGGUUUGAAACUUUUCACAGCUCUUGCGUGUUUUGAACCGGUGGACAUGGACAGACCCAGUCUCCGGAGGCUGUUUUCCGCCUGCGAUGUGAACAAGACCGGCAAGAUCGAGCUCGGGGACUUCGCGGUGGUUUGCCGGGAGCUCAACGUGCCCGAAGCCGAGAUCAAGACUCUGUUCGACCGGUUCGACGCGGACGAGGACGGAUACAUCGACUACAGCAAGUUCUCCUCCAGGUUCCAGGAGGUGUCCGAGGCGCUGGACGGGGCCUCCUGCAGCGGCGGGGCCGGGUCGAGCCUCAGCCCGGGGUGUUCGUGGGAAGAGUUCGUGGGUCGGGUGGACUCGGAGAACCUCCUGUCUGAAAGUCUCAGGGAGCAGCUGGCUGAUCUUUACCAGGCCAUUCAUUCCUGUGCAAACACGGCCCUGCUUCAGGAGUACGAAAAAACCGUCCACGCUCUGAUCACCCAAAGUCUGGACAACAGACAGGAGUGUGAACUGCUGGAGACCAGUUUGAAGCGAGCUGAGGAGAUGAACAGCAGUCAGCUGGAGGAACUGGAGGACGACAUCCAGCUACAGCUUGUCAGAACGGAGGAGAGGGUGAGAGAAGAGGAGCGCAAGAAAAUGGAAAGAGUCAUGGCUACCAUGCAGAGGAAGUAUAAGAAUGAGGUCGCAGACCUGCACGCAACCGUGGACGGUCUGUUAAAGCGCCAGGAGGACUCUGACUUCAACCAGUCAAGGGACGAGGUGGUGAAGCUGAACAGAGAAAUGAGUAACCUCUCACAGGAAAACGAGCAGCUGCGGACGUCUCUGCUCCAAGCCCAGACCAACAUCGCCGUGCUGCACUCGGAGCUGGACAAGCUGAAGAACAUGUACGCAGAUCAGAAAGAUCAAUACGAUAGAGAAAAAGAGGAUUUGAAGAUGAUGGUCAUGGAAUACCAGUCGUACUCCAGUCAGAUUCAGAUCCUCCAAGAAAUGAACAAAAACCUGUACGACAGUAAUGAUGGGCUUCGAUCCUCGUUGGCCAGUGAAGUGGUCGCAGCUAAAAGGAGGCUGUCUCCCCGAAACGAAAUCCCAGCCCGAAAGAUGAAACCGCUCCGACAGAGCACACUCAGGCACAGCAGUUCGCAGCCAGAUCCCAGUAAAACGAUUUACUCUCAUGUGGCCUCCUGGGCUGAUAAGUACCUGGACAGCGGAGUCUCGCUGCCGAUGGACACGGCCGAGAGCUCCGGCAGUGAUUAUGACAGCGACGAGAGCCGGGGCUCGGUGGAAACGGUGCAUCACAGUUACUCAUGUGUUCCGUCUGACGUGGAGAUCUCAGCAGUCAAAUCUGACGCUGCAAUGUCAGUGACUCCCAGCAGGGCGAGCUCCAUCGCGUCGUCACUACGAAGACGCUUGUCUGCGUUUUCCACGAAGCCAUUAGAAGCCAACAUAGAAGAAACUGAGGCGCCCACUCCGAUGUACCGUCUGGUUUUAGCCGGAGAUGCCGGAGCAGGAAAGUCCAGCUUCAUGCUGAGACUGACGCUCAACGAGUUCAGAGGAGACAUGCAGACGACGCUGGGAGUUGAUUUCCAGAUAAAGAGGAUGUUAGUGGACGGAGAGAAGACGAGUCUGCAGAUCUGGGACACAGCUGGGCAGGAGAGGUUCCGCAGUAUCGCCAGAUCUUAUUUCCGUAAAGCUCACGGCGUCCUGCUGCUCUAUGAUGUGACUUCAGAAAGCAGCUUCCUUAACAUCCGAGCGUGGGUGGAUGAGAUUCAGGAUUUGACGGAGGAGAAAAUCCCCAUGUGUGUUAUUGGAAACAAGGUGGACCUCCGAGAGCAGCUCGCUGAGGGGAAAUGUGUGAGCAGUUUACAUGGAGAGAAGUUGGCCAAGGCAUAUGGCGCCUUGUUCUGCGAAACCAGCGCCAAAGAGGGAACCAAUGUCGUCGAGGCGGUGCUUCAUCUCGCGAGAGAAGUCAAGAAAAAUUUCAAACUGAGACGCGAGUCGGGUUCACAGGUCAAACUGAGUCAAUCCAACCCGAAGAAGACUCUGAACAACUGCUGUGGACUGUAGAUGUUUCAUAUUGGAAUAUACCACGGAGCAAGUUUUUAAUUUUUGUUAAUGUUUUAACCUUAAAAAUAUUUCAAACUCAAGUCUUAGAUUUAUUUUCAUUAAUUCAAAUUCACUAAUCGGGAUGAAGGUUUCUGCACAUGUACAGAUAAACGCACGUAUGGUAAUCAUG